Molecule: messenger RNA, 1712 nt
Organism: Polyodon spathula (Mississippi paddlefish)
Lineage: Eukaryota; Metazoa; Chordata; Actinopteri; Acipenseriformes; Polyodontidae
Product: SPRY domain-containing SOCS box protein 3-like
Exons: 5
Coding region: 427-1152 (241 amino acids)
Biological process (GO): intracellular signal transduction; proteasome-mediated ubiquitin-dependent protein catabolic process
Cellular component (GO): SCF ubiquitin ligase complex
Molecular function (GO): protein binding
Source: RefSeq, a predicted model, not a curated record
UAAUACAUUGAGUGAGCAAACACCCUGUACCGUUUGCAAAACACAUUUAACAACCCUAUCCUUAUUAACGCCAAAGCAUCUGUUUCUAAGAGCGUACCCCACAUGCCAUUACGUACUUUCUAUCUCACACACGGAAAAUGACAUGCAAAUAACAUUUAGAACUGGCAUAAAAGUCUGGUAAGUGUGUGUCGCUGUGUCUUUAAGACACAAACAAAACAAAAAAAAACCUGACAAUGUGUGCGCAUUUGUGGAAUCUGAUUGGUUGCACUGCAGUCUCUACUAGUGCAUGUUCUUCACGUGUAGUCCCAGCCGCUGGAGCAUACAAUACAGAUAGUACCGAAACUUACUUAAGAAGACUCAUGAAGAACGUGUCUUAGCACCGACAGCCUCCCGUUUCAUCUGGACUCACAAACAACAAGGUAGAACAUGGCUGGCCUCCCACUAUCUUUCAGCAGUGGCUAUAUGGAGGAAUGCUGGGAGUGGGAUAUCAAUGCUAAGUCUCCAGCAGCCGUGCUGUCUCCAUGCCGACAAGCUGUGUACUUCCAUAUCGACCCUGUCCAGGAGAGCCAGGGGACAGCAGGGGUCAGGGGGACUAAAGGUUUCACUCAUGGGAAGCACUACUGGGAGGUGGAGUUUCUGGAGCCCCCCUACGGGACGUCAGUGAUGGUGGGGUUGGGAACAAAGAGGGCACAGCUACACGUGGGGGACUACCAGUUUAUCAACCUACUGGGCAUGGACGGUGAGAGCUGGGGGUUGUCUUAUAGAGGUUCAGUUUGGCAUAAUGGAAGAAGCAGGAAGUACACUGAGCCGUUCUACGAGAAGGUGACUGUCAUCGGUGUUUGUCUGGACCUGCACGCCGGGACCCUGAGCUUUUACAGAAACCGGGUCAACCUUGGAGUGGCCUUCACUGGACUGGAUAAGGUGGGAGUCCCGCUGUACCCUCUAGCCAGCUCCACUGCAGCAGAGACCGAGCUGCUCUUAGGUACUCGGAGCUGGAGCUUCACCUCCCUGCAGGAGCGCUGUCUCUGCACUGUGCUGCAGCAUCUGGAGGGGACUUCCGUCGACACUCUACCCCUGCCCUGGGCCAUCCGAGGCCAGAUCAAGGCAAAUAAAACCAUGGUUCAAAUGCACAGAGAAAAGGAAUGUAGGUGACACCCACCCAGACUUAGUUACCCUAUGACUCUGUGUACACAAGGUCAGUUUGGGACAGUUCAGGCUUUUCAAUUCACAUCGCAAUGCAUUCUGGUAAGUGCAGUCCUGCUGUCAAAGGUACGUGAGACAGGUAAAAUGUGCCAGAAUGCAUUGCAAUUUGAGUUAAAAAUCCUGAUCUGUCUCGUGUACAUGGAGUCAUAUGGUAACUCUACCAGGACUUCACUUCAAUUUACUAGCUAACUAGGGUGUCUCAUACCUAGGUAGCGGUUGUGUUUUGAGAUGUUCUUGCUUUAUAUAUAUUUAUGUAUUUUUAAUGUUGUGGAUUAUUGUGGUUAACUUUACCAUCCAAAGAAACACCCUUUAAGCAACUUGCCAUAAGAAUCUCAAUUCAGCUGUUUCAUGUCAUUUAGAUUACAAAUUGAACAUGUGGUCUAGCAAGUGGCCAGUCACUUAUUAUUUCAACUUUUUUUUUUUUUUUCUAGUACAUAUCAGACUGUAUUUAACUUCUCUAUGAACGUUAUGAAUGUUAUUUUGUGUACUGGUCCCUGGUGAAUACUUUU